CCUCAUCCUCCUUCCUGUAUGGUGGAUAUUAUUUUCAACUCUUCUUUCUUGGGUGAUAUGGGGGAUCAUUCAAAAAAGAAGUCCGGAUUCGCGAUGUGUGUAGGAUGUGGGAGUCAGAUCCAUGACCAGUACAUACUGAGAGUGUCCCCCGACCUGGAGUGGCACGCAGCCUGCCUGAAGUGUGCAGAGUGUAGUCAGUACCUGGAUGAGACGUGCACUUGUUUCGUCCGGGACGGCAAAACCUAUUGCAAGAGAGAUUAUGCAAGACUGUUCGGAAUAAAAUGUGCAAAAUGCAACCUGGGAUUCAGCAGUAGCGACUUGGUGAUGAGAGCUCGGGACAAUGUGUAUCACAUCGAGUGCUUCCGGUGCUCGGUGUGCAGCAGGCAGCUGCUGCCGGGGGACGAGUUCUCUCUGCGGGACGACGAGCUGCUGUGCCGCGCCGACCACAGCCUGCUGCUCGAGCGCAGCUCCGCCGGAAGCCCCGUCAGCCCGGGACACAUCCACUCCAACAGAGCGCUACACCUGGCAGAUCCGGUGACGGUCCGGCAGGCCCCGCAUCGGAACCACGUGCACAAGCAGUCGGAAAAGACGACGCGCGUGCGGACGGUUCUCAACGAGAAGCAGCUCCACACGUUACGGACGUGCUACAACGCCAACCCGAGACCGGAUGCGCUGAUGAAAGAGCAACUGGUGGAGAUGACGGGCCUCAGCCCGCGGGUGAUCCGGGUCUGGUUCCAAAACAAACGGUGCAAAGACAAGAAACGGUCCAUCCUCAUGAAGCAGCUCCAGCAGCAGCAGCAUAGCGAUAAGACUAAUCUGCAGGGCCUCACAGGGACACCUCUCGUGGCAGGCAGUCCUAUCCGGCAUGAGAGCACAGUACAAGGGAACCCGGUGGAGGUUCAGACUUACCAGCCUCCAUGGAAGGCCCUGAGUGAGUUUGCUUUGCAGAGUGACUUGGAUCAGCCAGCCUUCCAACAACUGGUGUCUUUUUCCGAAUCGGGCUCGCUGGGGAACUCCUCUGGGAGUGAUGUGACUUCUCUGUCCUCUCAGUUACCGGACACCCCGAACAGUAUGGUACCCAGCCCGGUGGAGACGUGAGACCUGCAGGCCGAACAGGCCCCUGCAAAGACAUAACAUACAUACAGCAUGAUCCCGGUCCCCUGCAUGUGACCAGCUCAUCACAGCGCCCAGAAGAAAGAAGAGAGAAGAGAGAGACGAGUCUUUUUUGUUUCUGUUCCCGAUGUAAAAGGAGAUGCGAUGAACAAGCACCGAGUGACACCAAGUGACUCAAGGACUUUUUUUCUUUUUUUUUCUCCAAACGCCAUUAGCCUAUCCGAGGUGGC
Messenger RNA from Lampris incognitus (smalleye Pacific opah), 1343 nucleotides. RefSeq names its product ISL LIM homeobox 2b (gene isl2b). The transcript has 6 exons. The record is from RefSeq and is a predicted model, not a curated record. The coding region runs from base 19 to 1098 and encodes 359 amino acids. Gene Ontology annotation, biological process: neuron fate specification; positive regulation of transcription by RNA polymerase II; axonogenesis. Gene Ontology annotation, molecular function: DNA-binding transcription factor activity, RNA polymerase II-specific; cis-regulatory region sequence-specific DNA binding. Gene Ontology annotation, cellular component: nucleus. NCBI's taxonomy places the organism in Eukaryota, Metazoa, Chordata, Actinopteri, Lampriformes, Lampridae.